Pocillopora damicornis (cauliflower coral) is the source of this 2616-nucleotide messenger RNA. RefSeq lists its product as uncharacterized. NCBI's taxonomy places the organism in Eukaryota, Metazoa, Cnidaria, Anthozoa, Scleractinia, Pocilloporidae. The record is from RefSeq and is a predicted model, not a curated record.
GUGUUUAACACCGUGAAACCACUGGUGGCUAGUACAAACUAUCCGGUUCUCAGGUGAUUUAGAUCGGUUUGCGUAUGUACUGUUCCUCAUUGGUCUUCGGAAUACUUGUUACUCUCUCCAUAGCCUGGCUUUUUGGUACACAGAAGGAUAAAGAGCUUUUGAUAAAUACCAUGUUAUUUUCAGUGGCAACACUUGUAGAAUCCAACCAGACACGCGACCAAAUGACUGAGUUUUGGAACAAACACUCCAUGGCUCAAAGCGUUGAGGAAAUGAUGUUGGACAGUAAGGCAGAAACCUUGACGCAGGAUGAGCACCCAGAAGUCAUGGGAAUGCUGCCAAAUAUCAAAGGAAAAGAUGUCCUGGAGCUGGGAGCAGGAAUUGGACGUUUUACUGGAGAUAUUGCACAGGAAGCUCGUCAUGUUACUGCUGUUGAUUUCAUGCAGUCAUUUACUGACAAGAACAAGGAAGUGAAUGGCGCUAAGUUCAACAACAUUGACUUUGUUUGUGCUGAUGUUACAAAGCUGGAAUUGCCAAAAGGAAGCUAUGAUGUGAUUUUCUCCAACUGGCUUCUGAUGUACCUUUCUGAUGAAGAACUUGAGAAGUUAGCUAUGAACAUGCUUCUGUGGCUACGAGAUGGUGGCCACCUUUUUUUCCGGGAGUCUUGCUAUCAUUCCUCAGGGGACAUGAAAAACUCAGAAAAUCCCACAGUGUACAGGACUCCUCAAAUGUACACAGAAGUCUUUUCUGCUGUCAAAGUGAAACUUCCUAAUGGUAAUUCCUCUUCCCUGGAAGUGGUGACCAAGCGUUCAGUGGAGGCAUAUGCAAAGCACAAACAAAACAAGCACCAGUUUUCCUGGUUGUGGAAAAAGGUGAUGUUAAAAAAUGGAAGCAAAGGAAACAUGCAGGAAUUUCUUGACAACAAUCAGUAUAACAAGGCAGGGAUCCUCAUGUAUGAAAGAGUGUUUGGAAAAGGCUUUGUGAGUCCUGGAGGGAUGACAACAAUGAAGGAAUUUGUUGGUCGACUGAAUCUUCAGAAAGAUCAGCACAUCCUAGAUUUGGGGUGUGGCAUAGGUGGAAGUGCCUUCUACAUUGCUAAUACAUACCACGCUCAUGUCCUUGGUAUGGACCUGUCCACAAACAUGAUCAACUUUGCUCUUAAAGCAUAUGAAAGUUCUAAAAGUAGCCAGGUCCAAUUUGAAGUAAGUGAUGCCUCAACAAGAGAGUUUCCUGCUGAAAGAUUUGAUGCAGUAUACAGCAGAGAGACCAUUCUUCAUAUAAAGGACAAAAAAGCCCUUCUCAAGAAGAUUCUGAGUUGGCUCAAGCCUGGUGGACAGUUAUUGAUCACAGAUUACUGUUGUAGUCGUGGUGAACACUCCGAGCUAUUCAAAAAGUACCUGGCAGAACGCCAGUACCACUUAAUUGAUGUUGAAAGCUAUGGAAAGAUGUUACGUGAAGUUGGAUUUGAGGCAGUCACAGCUGAAGACAGAACAACACAGUUUACACAGAUUCUCGAGAGUGAACUGAAAAAUUUUGAAAAGUCAAAGGAGGAGUUCAUCAAGGACUUCUCAAGUGAAGACUACAGCUCUUUAGUGAAUAGCUGGACGAACAAACUAACUAGAUGUAGAGGUGGUGAACAUACAUGGGGAGUUUUUUAUGCCAGGAAGCCAGUUACUUCAUAACUGAACAGAUAUGUUCAUGCCAGCAACACAGUUGCUUCUGGAUUGAGAUGUAGAGGAUCCAUAGCAGUCACCUCUAGCAACCUUAAAUGAAACCAUAAUCUGUGUUCUGAGAAUCAUAGGAGUAUCUAGGGGCCUCUCAAUAUUGGCCCAUUCAAGUGGGCUGGCUUUGCUCACAUGACUCCACCUCACAAUUCUGUUCAUAGCAAAAAUUUGGUUUGAUUUGGUGGGUCAGCCCAUCAUUUUUCUCAUGAUGAUCUCUGAAGUGGGGCGAGAAAAUUUCCACAUGAUUACUCCAGCGCUGUUUCAGUGUGGCUGGUGGCCCUAUUGAUGAUUUACUUUUCUUCUUGUCGAUCAAGUUGUAAUUUUUGACAUGAGUACUUUAAGAAGGCUUUAAUUUCACCUUGAUUAUCCUAUUCUGGCUGUUGGUCAGUGGAGACAAGUGUAAUAGUGAAGUAGAAGUUGGGGGUAACUCCUAACACUGCAACAAUUCUUUCUGUACUUUUUUUUUUUUUUUUUUUAAUCUUCCUCAAUUAUAAAGAGUGUGUCACAGGCUAAACCUUGUUACACAUAAUUAAAUUUUCUACAUGAACAAGCAUGGCCCAGUGAUCAGGCUUGCGCAAGGAGGCCCCAGGAUAAAGAUGUUGGCAAAACAAACUCCAGGUUUUCUGUCCACUUCUCUCAACAGCUGGUUUAGGGCUGAUUACAGUGCUCUUAGCUGGAUGUGGACCAACAAAAGUCACAUAUUUCAUAAGAAAGAUUCUUAAAUGAAUGAAGAAACCUUUUUAUGCAUAACUACAAACAGAAGAGUAGUUUUACUGUAAAUUGAUAGACAUAACGAGACAGAUUUUCAUACGAAAAAUAAUUUUAAAAAGGUAUAUCCUAUCGUCCGUAUGACUUUAUUAUUGAGUUUAUUUAAUUAAAAUUUGUGCUUCCUGUU